Amphimedon queenslandica is the source of this 458-nucleotide messenger RNA. RefSeq names its product 40S ribosomal protein S21-like. Gene Ontology annotation, molecular function: structural constituent of ribosome. The coding region runs from base 117 to 368 and encodes 83 amino acids. The record is from RefSeq and is a predicted model, not a curated record. The transcript is spliced from 5 exons. Gene Ontology annotation, cellular component: ribosome. Gene Ontology annotation, biological process: translation. Lineage: Eukaryota; Metazoa; Porifera; Demospongiae; Haplosclerida; Niphatidae.
GUGAGCAUGCGUAAAAAAGACAAGUUCUUUUAGGCACGUGGUAUUUUGGGUUCUUUCUUUCUCCUUUUAUUUGUGUAAAACCAUUAAAAAAUAAAAGUUAUAGAACCAUUCAAAACAUGCAGAAUGACGCAGGAGAGGUAGUUGACACCUACAUACCAAGAAAAUGUUCCUACACUCAGAGAAUAAUAGCAGCCAAAGACCAUGCAUCAGUUCAGAUAAACGUUGCUGAAGUUGAUCCGAACACUGGUAGAGUCACCGGUCAAAACAAGCCGUAUGCACUGUGUGGAUUUUUAAGAGGAAUGGGUGAAAGUGACGAUGCUUUGAAUCGCUUGUGUCUCAAAGAUGGAAUAUGUAAAGGGCUAGAUUAAGCGGACAGAUGUUUAUAUCUAUGAAGUGUUUAUUCAUCUGUGACUCGUUUUCAUUUCAAAAUAAAUUGUUGCAAUUUAUUAUAAUUGUAA